This is a messenger RNA of Funneliformis caledonium, 810 nucleotides long. The record is from the annotation of a GenBank genome assembly. NCBI's taxonomy places the organism in Eukaryota, Fungi, Glomeromycota, Glomeromycetes, Glomerales, Glomeraceae.
AUGAGUCCAAAUACACAGUCAAUUUUAUUGGUACUUCGAAGUCAUGGGAUUUGUACAAGCAUAUUGAAUCAAUCAGAAUUGUCAGGAGACGCGUUUAAAUUGUCCACAGAUACGGGUGAUGUAUUUGUAAAGACAAGCAACAGGGCGUAUGCAUAUGCGAUGUUUGAAGGCGAAAUUGAGUCCUUGAAUGCGAUACUUGAAGCGGUUCCAGGUUUUGCACCAAAACCUCUAUGCCUUGGAACAUUUCCUAAUGGAGGUGCAUUUAUCGUUACGACAUAUAAACGACUUUCGACAGCAAAUUUAUCAUCUAUGCAAAAAUUGUUUGCUCAAAAAUUAUCUGAAUUGCAUUCUAAGGAGUCACCAAAUGGCAAAUUCGGAUUUUCGGUGAUGACAACGUGUGGCCCCACAGAACAAGAUAAUACAUGGGAAGAUACCUGGGCAGAAUUCUACAAAGUACGAAGACUAAGACCUAUAUUGGAAAAGUGUUUACAAAAUAAUCCAGGAGAUGAUGAAUUACGCAGGCUUGUCGAGUUUGUUAUUGACAAGGUUGUUGAUCAUUUAAUGAAAGAUAUUGAAGUGAAACCUGUAUUAGUUCAUGGAGAUUUAUGGAGCGGAAAUUGGAGCGUUGAUUCAGAUGCCAAUGAACCCAUCGUUUAUGAUCCUUCGUCUUGUUACGGUCAUAACGAAUAUGAAUUAAGCAUUCUAACUAUGUUUGGAAGUCCUGGAAGAGCUUUCUUUCAAGAGUAUCACAAACAUCAUCCGCGUCAGGAACCUUACUUCGAACAAAGACAAGGUAUGAUUUAUUAUUGA